AUGGGGUCAUAUGCCCACAUCGCGGCGCAGUGUGGAACGAAGUGGGUACCGGCAAACAGCAAGGGGAAACAGCACAACGCACAGCAGCAACAGCAACAGCAAAAACAGCAAAGAACAACAGCAGCCGUGGACGAGGUUGGCGUUGAGCGAGAACAGUCUCUUGCUACACCGCCCCAACAACGGUUGUCAGGGAGUGAGGAAUGUCAGCCAAUCGGGAAGCUCUUUGUCCUCUUAAAAGUGAGGGAAGGUUGUUUUUCAAUCACUUCCUUCUCGGUGUUGAUAAUUACAUUGUCGAGUGGAAAGAUAAGCAAAAUGAUUUGUGCGCUCCUGGCCGCCGUCAUCACUACCGUUGCUUGUGAGCACUUCAUUAGGAAUGAUGGUAUGCCAAUCAUCUACGGUGGUAACAAUGAUACAAACAUGGCUCGCUCUCCCGGCCUUCUAGUAGUCUCUCCCGAUCCUCCACAAACUCAGCCUCUAAUACCUACAGUUUCGGCAAACUCUGCUAUACAGUUCGUAUCCCUUAGAGAUCAGCAAACAAACCAGCAACCUAGGUUUGUUGGCCCUAUUACACAUCGGGUAACUAACCAGCUGCCCCAUCAUGCAGCCCCUCUGGAACCUGCAACAAAUCAGUUUCCUCGGUUUGGAGAGACUCAAGGUCUAAGUAACCAACAGUUCACAGCACCUCGGGAACAGAUUACAAACUCGAUACAGUUUCCGGCACCACUGGUUAACUCUCAACCUUCUAAUACACAACAAAUAACCACCCACCAUUCUGGACUGAGCUUCAUACCAAGACCACAAGUCUUCCACGACUUGCGUCAGCCUACAUAUGUCUGCGAUCCCCUCGCCAAGCCGUUGGUUGACGAGGUUUACGAUGGAAAGGCUUACCACUUCUCAUGGUGUCACGAUGGCGGCCUAUCCUACACCUGGUUAACUGCUGUUUAUUACUGUGCAGGCCUUGGUAAUGGCUUUCAACCUGUCAGUUUAGAAAGUCGGCGAGAACAAGAUUUCAUUUCUACCAUUAUUAUUCAACAUUACAUCUCUGACGUAUGGACGAGCGGUAACACCAUAAGCUCUUCCUCUUGGACUUGGUUAUCUGGUGCAUCUUCAGCUUACACAAACUGGUCUCGUACUGGCAGGCGAGGCCUCCCUCAACCCGAUAACGACGAAGGUAACGAGCAGUGCCUGGCUUUGCUUAAUAACCACUACAACGACGGUGUUACAUGGCACGACUCAAACUGCAACAAUCAAAGACACGUUAUAUGCGAGGCAGCACAAUUCUAUGGUGUAUAAAAUAACCUUUUACUUCGGCUUGCUGUCAUAUUUUUUUGCUUUAUCAAGACUGAAAUAAAGCUUUCUUGUUUAA
Cherax quadricarinatus is the source of this 1366-nucleotide messenger RNA. The record is from RefSeq and is a predicted model, not a curated record. NCBI's taxonomy places the organism in Eukaryota, Metazoa, Arthropoda, Malacostraca, Decapoda, Parastacidae.